Messenger RNA from Sebastes umbrosus (honeycomb rockfish), 1044 nucleotides. It is a transcript of the gene bloc1s1, whose product is annotated as biogenesis of lysosomal organelles complex-1, subunit 1. The transcript has 4 exons. Lineage: Eukaryota; Metazoa; Chordata; Actinopteri; Perciformes; Sebastidae. Bases 188 to 565 code for a protein of 125 amino acids. Gene Ontology annotation, cellular component: BLOC-1 complex. Gene Ontology annotation, biological process: endosomal transport. The record is from RefSeq and is a predicted model, not a curated record.
AGAUGGCGACAUGAGAGAUAACACGACAUUUGUUGGGCACGCCCACUGCUGCGCAUGAGCUUGGUCUCAUGACAGCGGCUAUAUGCUAACGUUAGUCAGCUGAUCGAUUCUCCAUCGUCCCAGUUUAUAAAACACAUGUUGUUCAACCAACGUUAGUUCAAAGAAAGACCUCCAUCGAGUUGUGAAGAUGUUGUCUCGUCUGCUGAAGGAGCACCAGGCGAAGCAGAGCGAGAGGAAGGAGCAGCAGGAGAGACGCAGGCGUGAAGCUAUUUCUGCAGCCACCUGUCUGACAGAAGCCCUGGUGGAUCACCUCAAUGUUGGAGUUGCCCAGGCGUACAUAAACCAGCGUAAGCUCGACCACGAGGUGAAGACUCUCCAAGUGCAGGCGAGCCAGUUCUCCAAACAGACUGCUCAGUGGAUCAGCAUGGUGGAGGGUUUCAAUCAGGCCCUAAAGGAAAUUGGGGAUGUGGAGAACUGGGCCCGCAGUAUUGAGAUGGACAUGAGGACCAUCGCCACAGCUCUGGAGUACGUACACAAGGGUCAACUUCAGUCUGCUUCCUCAUAGGCUUCACGGUGGGACGUUUACAGCUGAAACUAAACACACUGGAACGAAACAGGAAUCCAGUUGACUCCUCAAAGAUGCAAGCAGCGGUGACUUUGCUCGGCUGCCUGCCCCUCUGAGUGGACUAAUGCUGAUGGUUACGUUGUUCAGAGAAAUGUUGAAAGUCUGAAAUAGGUCUAACAUCUAUUUAGUAGUGACUUCAAUUAAACAUUUUGGCGAUCGGUUAUUGAAUACUUUGCCAGUAAAAGCAAGUAUAUGUCAUGAAGGUGUCGCAUGUAUAAACUUGUUAUAGGUUUAAGAGGCCACAGACAAAAUUGUCUUCUUUUCAGCACCUGAUACCUAAACUAUGUAUGUCUGUGUUUAUGUUUUAUAUGUCUAUGCACAGUGAUGACUUCACUGUUUUGGCAAACAAAUUAACUUUAGCUUUUGUAACCAUUUAGUGAUGUAACAUUAUUUUUAAUAAAGCUAAACAAUGCAUUAAA